CCCUCGUAGCCAAUGCCUUUAGCCAGCUCCGCGAUCCUUCUUGGUCUGGGUCUCCGAUGGUAGAGAGGCCAGAAGAAGCCACUCUUAGGUUCUGUACUACUCACUAGUCCGCUUUUUAUUAACCCUCUUUUUUCCCCUUCCCUUUUUUUCUUCCCGCCUCUGUUCCUCCCUACUGUUUUCUUCUCGUCUUUACCUAGGCUCGAGAUUCCAUCUUAUUCCUGCUUGCGUGCAACUCUGGCCGCCUACUUUCUCCGGGUUCGAGUUGCACUUCGCUCUUAUCUGCCCUGUAUAUUUAUCUCACUCGGGUGGCUGACUCGGGCCUCCUCUUCCUCAGCCUAGCCGUAGAGCCCGGUGGUUGCUUUAACAAUGGCCCCCGAUAUCGAUUCCGUUUCUCGUCCGCAGUUGGCCGCCGACAGCCGCCGGCGGCCAGUGGCAACGGCGGCGGCGGCGCCAGCAUCGGUGUCCAAACCGCCUAACAUUCUCUUCCUCAUGGCCGACCAGCUAGCUGCGCCGCUGCUCAAGCUAUACAACCCGGAGUCGCAAAUCAAGACGCCGAAUCUGGACGCGCUGGCGGAAAAGUCUGUUCAGUUCGAUUCGGCAUAUUGCCCUUCUCCUCUUUGUGCGCCUUCGCGCAUGAGCUUGAUCUCCGGACAGCUACCCAUGAAGAUCGGGGCGUAUGACAAUGCCUCGCAGAUCGGAAGCGACGUGCCGACCUACGCGCACUAUCUACGCAUCAAGGGCUAUCACACGGCAUUGGCGGGCAAGAUGCACUUUGUCGGAGACCAGCUUCACGGCUACGAGACUCGGCUUACUAGCGAUAUCUACCCCGGCGACUUCGGCUGGGCCGUGAAUUGGGACGAGCCGGACAGGCGGCUGGAAUGGUACCACAACGCUAGCUCCAUCUUCCAGGCCGGAACGUGUGUGCGAAGUAACCAGUUGGACUACGACGAGGAGGUCAUGUAUAGGUCAACCCAGUUUCUCUACGACCAAGUUCGGGAGGGGCCGGACUCGCGGCCAUUCUGCCUGACGGUCUCACUCACUCAUCCUCACGACCCGUACACGAUCGAGGAAAAGUACUGGGAUCUCUACGAGGGCGUAGAUAUCGCGCUGCCGAAAGUCCGGAUUCCCAAGGAGAAGCAGGACCCCCAUAGCAAGAGAUUAUUAAAGGUAUGCGACCUCUGGGACGAAGACUUUACCGACGAGCAGAUCAAGCGCGCUCGAAGGGCGUACUACGGUGCCGUGAGUUACGUAGACGACUGCAUUGGCCGUAUUCUCCGCGUUCUGAAGGACUGCCGACUCGACGAGAACACCAUCGUCAUAUUUAGUGGCGAUCAUGGUGAUAUGCUGGGAGAGCGUGGAUUAUGGUACAAGAUGAGCUAUUUCGAACCUUCAGUACGGGUACCGCUCCUGGUCUCGGACCCCCGACGAUUCACGCCUCAUCGGGUCAAACAGAACGUCUCGACCUUGGACAUCCUUCCUACGCUAUGCGAUCUAGUCGGGACCGCGCCCAUCCCCGGGCUGCCGAUGGACGGCAUCUCUCUCCUGCCCCAUCUCGAGGGUAGAGAGGGCCACGACACCGUGAUUUCCGAGUACACCGGAGAAGGAACAAUUAGCCCCCUUAUGAUGAUUCGACGUGGCCCGUGGAAGUACAUCACUUGCCCAACCGACCCGCCCCAGCUUUUCAACCUGGACGCGGAUCCCCUGGAGCUCGUCAACCUGGCAGAGCUCGUGUCCAAGAAGGGGGCACUGACUCCCGAAGAAGAGGAGGCGAGGGAGAAGUUCGAGAAGUUCGAGGCCGAGGCCAAGGCCCGCUGGGACUUCGAUGCUAUCACACAGCAGGUGCUGCUCUCGCAACGGACACGAAGACUCGUGUGGGGCGCCUUGAACAAGGGCAAGUUUGAGCCGUGGGACUACAAUCCGGGAGACAAUGGCACUUCGAAGUACAUCCGAUCCUUCCUACCCCUCGACGACCUGGAGCGCCGGGCACGAUACCCUCCGGUCGAUAAGUACGGCCGCGAGACCCGCGACAUCUUGGUCGACCAGGCCGGCUCGCAUAACGAGUAAAUCGCCGAUACGAUAGCAUACGACAUGACCCUUUGUUAUGCUUAUAAUAGCACGGUAUAGAGCACCGGGUCUCUAUGGUGGCGCAUCUAGCGGGGGGGCGAACUGGUUUGGCGGGCCAAAGUUGUUUGACAUUUUGAGAGUAUAUACCUAUGCCUAUAUUCGGGGGAUGAUAUAUGUGAGUUGAGCGGGAUGAGUUACGGAGUCAUGACUUUACGAGUACCAAGCAAAAUAAUAUUGUCGUGCGUGAUGAGGUGCUAGAUACCAGCCCGGUGAACUACCUACAUACGUAGGCUUCUUGUGGUAGGUAGGCGUGUAGUUUGGUGGGACGAAUCGGAUUCCUCUUAGCGGCUUAUUAUAUCAUGGCACAUUGUGCCGCCCGCCUAAUACUGCCCGACGUCAGCGGACCCUGAAGGGCAUGGGUGGGC
Durotheca rogersii is the source of this 2489-nucleotide messenger RNA. Its product is annotated as choline-sulfatase. The record is from RefSeq and is a predicted model, not a curated record. Bases 367 to 2064 code for a protein of 565 amino acids. The transcript is spliced from 4 exons. Gene Ontology annotation, molecular function: sulfuric ester hydrolase activity. Lineage: Eukaryota; Fungi; Ascomycota; Sordariomycetes; Xylariales; Xylariaceae.